Linepithema humile (Argentine ant) is the source of this 2225-nucleotide messenger RNA. It is a transcript of the gene peng, whose product is annotated as Pumilio and CPL domain-containing protein penguin. Gene Ontology annotation, cellular component: nucleolus. The record is from RefSeq and is a predicted model, not a curated record. Gene Ontology annotation, molecular function: mRNA binding. NCBI's taxonomy places the organism in Eukaryota, Metazoa, Arthropoda, Insecta, Hymenoptera, Formicidae. Gene Ontology annotation, biological process: regulation of translation.
UAUGGAAAAAUAUAUACCGCGUGGUAUCACCACUGGGAUGAGUUUCUCCAUGUGAUGCAGAUGAAUUUGUCUCUUGGUCUCUUUGAAACUAUUUGUCGAUUAUUAUUUAAACGUCUUAUAUUUUUAAUUUUGUGUAAUAUUGAAAUAUAAAGUUAAGUUACUAUCAUACACAAUUUUCUUUUUGUUAAAUUUAAGAUUGCAGUAGCAUUUUGCAUUGAGGUUAAGUCAGAAUUAAGAUUUAUUCAAAGAUGAAGCGGAAAGCAGAAAAUUUAGAUGCUGAUAACAUAAAAACAAAUAAUGAUGUGGAAACAGAUAAUAAAAAGAAAAAGAAAGUGAGAUUUGAGAAAUCUUUAGACAAGCCUACAAGUAAAAACAUAAAGACACCCAUUGCAAAGAAGAAUUCACAGGGAAAUAAUGUAAAAUUGGCGAAAAAUAAUGCAACUAUUGAGAAAAUAAAUCAGCUGAAAUUGAAGAAAAAAAAAGAGCUUGGACAGAAAUCAGAAGCUACGAAAAAGAAAAACUCAAAGGAUAACAAUGUAGAAUUAGUGAAGAAUAAUGUGACAACCGAAAAGACAGAUUGGCUCAAACUUAAAAAGGAAAGAAAAGAGCUUAGAGAAAAACGCAGAGCCAAAAAAGUGAAUAAUGACACAGUGUAUGAUAAAAUCAUUCAAGCUAAGAAAAUUAGUGAGAAGUUACGCAGAUCUGACUGUACAUUGCAAGAACGUGUAAAGUUAGCUCGGACGUUACAUGAAAUGUUGAAAACUCACUACAACAAAGUGAUAUUCACACAUGAUAUGUCCAGAGUAGUUCAGUGCAUAAUUAAAUAUUGUGAAGCAGAUGUUCGACAGACUAUAGUACGUGAGAUAAAGCCAUUUAUUACACAGAUGUUAGAGUCGAAGUAUGCGAAAAAUUGUAUAAGGACCAUUUUGAAGCACGGCUCGCGAGAAAUCAAGAACGACGUUAUUUCUGCAUUUUAUGGUAAUAUCGUCAGGCUAAUGAGUCAUGCUGUGUCGGCUCCUCUCAUCGAACUCACAUAUUCCACUUGGUGUACAGACCUCGACAAGAUAUAUUUCAAGCAGGAAUUUUUUGGGGAUCUGUAUAAACUGAUGAAAGACAAAACCGUUAUAUCAUUGUCGGACGUAUUUGAAACUGCCAUGGAUAUGAAGACAGCCACGUUGUCCGCAGUAAAGACGAAUCUAGUGCGAAUCUUGAAUAAGAGUCUUAUUAAUUCUACUCUGUUGCACACGGUUAUAUGGGAAUUUUUCUGCGUAUGUUCAGUGGAAGACAGGAAUGAGUUAAUAGUUAUGCUACGAGAUUUCAUUAUAACGCUGUCGCAGACGAAAAUGGGAGCGAAAGUCGCUGCGCAAUGUAUAUGGCAUGGCAAUAACAAGGAUAGAAAAGUUAUCAUGAAAGCUUUUAAAGAGAACGUAAAAACAGUUUGCACAUCUGAAUACGGUUACAUGACGUUAUUGGCACUCCUCGAUUCCGUAGAUGACACCGUUAUUAUGAAGAAAAUAAUACUGUCUGAACUGCAACAAGAUCUAAUCGAUAUUGCGCUAAACGAAUAUGGAAGACGCGUUAUAUUAUAUCUUGUAGCUAGAAGAGACUCUCACUAUUUCCCGCCGAGUAUCGUGGAAUAUUUGCAGAAAGGCGAUAAUAACUCGAUAAGCAAGAAGCCUGCCGACAUUAGAGAAAAAGAACUCCUCGAAACGAUUCGGGAUCCGCUUCUUGAUGCUGUAAUCGCAGAUGCAGCAACGUGGCUCUCCAACGGCGCAAUAGCCAUGGUUACUCUAGCGAUAUUAAAAGUGGGUUCUGGGCAGAAACUGCAUUCCGCGUUCGAAUCAAUUGCUAAAUUUAUUAGCAACGUAGAUGCAAAAAUCAAAGAAAAUGAUGCUGAGUGUAAUUUGGUCGAACAUCCCGGAUUACAUAUGAUGUUGAAGAAACUUAUUCAGAAUGAUCAAGAAUUGCUGAAAAAAGACGAAUGUACAUUUGGGGAAAUAUUAAUAUCGCGUUUAACUGCAGAGGUGCUACAAAAGUGGAUAGAAUUUAACAGAGCUUGUUUCUUACUGAUCUUCCUUAUAGAAAAUGAGUCUGAAAGUAAUACACGUAUAUUAUCGUCCAAGUUGAAACCGUUAACGAAAAAUCUCGUAUCAAAGAAAAAUUCUGGAGCAUCGAUAUUGUUAAAAAAAUUGAAAAAAUAUGAAUGAUGUCAUCAAAUUUAAAUU